Messenger RNA from Corylus avellana, 1827 nucleotides. RefSeq names its product photolyase/blue-light receptor 2 (gene PHR2). Gene Ontology annotation, biological process: photoreactive repair. Gene Ontology annotation, molecular function: DNA binding; FAD binding; deoxyribodipyrimidine photo-lyase activity. NCBI's taxonomy places the organism in Eukaryota, Viridiplantae, Streptophyta, Magnoliopsida, Fagales, Betulaceae. The record is from RefSeq and is a predicted model, not a curated record.
AUUGACAAAGUAUUUUUGCUUUAAAACCCUCUUAUGACAAGAUAACCUUCACAAUCUCUCGCACAACAACAGCGACAAAUAAACCAGACCAGCGGAGGAGACACCAUCCCUUAUCUGCAACCCAUCUUCUCCAUUUUUCCUCCAAAACCCAAUCAAAAAAUGGAUCCCAACACCCAAAACCUUGAAAACCCAGAAGCCAAAUCCUCGGAAGAACAAAACCCACUUGCCAUUGUACCCUGCAAAGACCAAACCACCGCACUUCCAUUUGCCACGGCUUCGCUCUCUCUUUCUCUCUCUACAAUCCUCCCCACCCCGUUCACGCUCCAACCCAAAAUCCAAUCCUUGUUUUCCCACCAACCAAGCAAGGUCAAGGUCCCAACCCAAGCCUCCUCCCUCGCCCACCUCUCUCUCUCCGCCACCUCCCUCUCUCCCACUCCCUCCAAACUAUCAUUCAAGUCCACAAUCUCAGCCAAUCCCCUCCAAAACCCUCUCUCUCUCGGUCCUCGCCGCCCCUUGGACCCUUCCAACGGAGCUGGAAUUCGUCGAGCUGCCAUCGUUUGGUUCCGCAACGAUCUUCGCGUCCACGACAAUGAAUGCCUCAACACCGCGAACAACGAGGCCAUGUCGGUCUUGCCUGUGUACUGCUUCGACCCGAGAGACUACGGGAAAUCGUCUUCUGGGUUCGACAAGACCGGGCCGUACCGCGCCUCGUUCUUGAUCGAGUCGGUUUCGGACCUCAGGAAGAACCUCCAGGCAAAAGGGUCGGACCUGGUGGUGAGGGUUGGGAAGCCCGAGACGGUCUUGGCUGAGUUGGCGAAGGCGGUAGGUGCUGACGCUGUGUAUGCUCACAGAGAGGUCUCGCACGACGAGGUAAAGGCAGAGGAGAAGAUUGAGGCGGCGAUGAAGGAUGAGAGUGUGGAGAUCAAGUACUUCUGGGGUAGUACUUUGUACCAUCUUGACGACUUGCCAUUUAAGCUGGAAGAUAUGCCAGCAAACUACGGUGGGUUUAGGGAGAAAGUGAAGAGCUUGGACGUGAGGAAGACUAUUGAGGCAUUGGAUCAAGUGAAGGGGAUGCCUGCUCGUGGUGAUGUGGAGCCCGGGGAUAUUCCGUCAUUGGUGGAUUUGGGGCUUAACCCAUCGGCGACCAUGGGUCAGGAUGGAAAGCCAGCUGCCAAUGCUUCCAUGGUGGGAGGUGAGACUGAAGCACUUCAGAGGCUUCAAAAAUUUGCAGCUGAGUGCCAAGCACAACCACCCAAGGGGACCAAGGAUGGCAGCAAUGACAGCAUAUAUGGUGCUAACUUUUCGUGCAAAAUUUCUCCAUGGCUAGCCAUGGGAUGCCUCUCUCCCCGCUCUAUGUUUGAUGAGCUAAAGAAAACGGCUACCAGAACUAUUUCUGCUUCCUCAAACCGGGAUGAUGGUGGCUCACCUGAUACUGGAAUGAACUGGUUGAUGUUUGAGUUGAUGUGGAGGGAUUUCUUCAGAUUCAUUACCAAGAAAUACAGUUCAAAACAGCUUGAAGCUGCCCCAGCCACAGCUUGUACGGGUGCCCUUGCAUAAGCACGAAAAUGACCUGCAAAUUAAAAGGAAAAUUUGUUCUGGGAUGUCGGCUGCUUGUGCUUCUUUAUAAUUUUCCAAGAUGUAGCUGUUAGAUGUUGGAGUAGGCUUGUUUGAAAGAGUUGUUCCUUGUACUUUUCUGGCUGCCAAAUAAAUGAUUGAAUAUGAAAACUUUUAUUUGUUCUAAAGAUGGCUAGUUUUGCCCUUCUAAACAUUUUCUGUGUUCAUGUGCCCUCUUGUGAAUAACAGAUCCUUUUGGCUCUGCUUCUCGUA